GCAAUUCAAAAAAUUUCGAAUACAGAAGGCAAUCUCUCAGCUGGCUGAGGAAAUUUUGAUUUGCUCUUCCUUUCUACAGUGCUGCAUUCCUUUCUAACUAUGAAGGUAUUGUGAUAACUGAGUGAAUCUAUUGGAUUGAGAGCGACAAAUCAUGUCGUCUAUCUGUGCUGUUUCGGCGAGAUUGGGAUGUCGGCUACAUGUGGUUGCUGCAGUGGCACAGCCGAGGCGCUCGGUCACUGUAGGCAUAGUGGGCGGAUCUGGCUUUGUUGGCUGCCGAACUGCUGUGCGCCUGAGCGAGGCUGGCUACAGUGUUAGAAUCAUCGCACGCCAUCCCCAUCACAUACAGCGCCAAGUCAAGAACGAGGACAUGAUCAUCGAGGAGGGCUUCACCAGUGGUGGCAAUGUGCGUCGCCGUCAUCGGCCUGGCUUGAAGUCCAAGAUCAAGGAGGGCCUGGCAAGCAUUGGUGAAUCACAGGAGCGCGAUGACUCUGUUCCAAAGAUCUUCAUGGAGUUCGCUGAGGCCAAUGCCAGUAAGAAAGGCAACAACGACGAAUUACGCGCGGCACUCACAGGAUGCGAUGGUGUUAUUAAUUGUGUCGGUAUUCUGGCUGAGGGGGUCCGCAGAGGUAGUUUUGACAAUGUCCACCAUCAAGCUGCAGCCUCUGUUGCUGCCCUUUCCAAAGAGGUUGGAGUGAAGAGACUUGUACAUAUUUCUGCAAUUGGUGCCAGUGAUGAUUCCAACUCCAGCUAUUCCCGAAGCAAAGCUCAGGGCGAGGCAGCAGUCAUAGAACAGUUUCCUCGUGCCACUAUACUUCGACCUAGUUUAGUUGUUGGACGAGGUGAUGGGUUUUUCUCCUUAUUUGAUCGAAUGGCCCGUCUAUCGCCAAUCUUGCCGCUAGUUGGCGGUGGUCAUGCCAAGUUUCAGCCAGUGCACAUUGACGAUGUGGCGGAGGCAUGCAUUGCUGUCCUAACUACUGGUCAGACACAGGGCAAGACAUAUGAACUUGGUGGACCAGAUGUUUUCACUUUCAAGGAAUUGCUGAAGAUGAUGUUGGAAGCCGAUAGGCGGAAGCGCAUUUUGCUGCCCAUUCCUAUGCCCAUGGCCUACCUGCAAGCUAUGGUCCUACAGUAUUUGCCUGGCAAGGUUCUGACGCUGGACCAGGUGCGCCUGCUACAGCAGGAUAACGUAGUAUCACCAUCUGCCCUUAGCAUGGCUGACCUGGGCAUGGUGGAUCCACUGUCCGUUUCUGAAGCCCUGGAAGACAUAUUCAAGUACAGACGCCUCUAGUCUCUACCCUGCUUCUCAGGAGCAUUUCCCAAAA
This is a messenger RNA of Sycon ciliatum, 1322 nucleotides long. RefSeq lists its product as uncharacterized. NCBI's taxonomy places the organism in Eukaryota, Metazoa, Porifera, Calcarea, Leucosolenida, Sycettidae. The record is from RefSeq and is a predicted model, not a curated record. The transcript is spliced from 2 exons. Gene Ontology annotation, molecular function: protein-containing complex binding. The coding region runs from base 152 to 1288 and encodes 378 amino acids.